Guillardia theta CCMP2712 is the source of this 1071-nucleotide messenger RNA. RefSeq lists its product as hypothetical. Lineage: Eukaryota; Cryptophyceae; Pyrenomonadales; Geminigeraceae. The transcript has 3 exons. The coding region runs from base 1 to 1071 and encodes 356 amino acids. Gene Ontology annotation, molecular function: hydrolase activity, acting on carbon-nitrogen (but not peptide) bonds, in linear amides. The record is from RefSeq and is a predicted model, not a curated record.
AUGUCGCGCCAUGGAGAUAUUAGCAGCAGCCCUGACACAGUCGGGGUGUGUGUCUUCCAGUACAAGAUGCCAAGGCUCCACACGAAAGAUGAUGUGAUGAAGAACAUCGACAAGAUCUGCGAUCUUGUUCGAGGGACCAAAGUUGGGCUGCCAGGAAUGGACCUCAUCAUUUUCCCAGAGUACAGCACACAGGGCAUCAUGUACGACAAGAAGGAGAUGAUGGAGACUGCUGUGACUAUCCCCGGGCCAGAGACGGAGAAGUUCUGUCAGGUGUGCAAGGAAGUCGGAGUUUGGGGAGUCUUCAGCUUGACGGGCGAGAGGCACGAGAGUCACCCGCAGAAGCACCCUUACAACACCCUCGUCUUGAUUAACGACAAGGGUGAGAUAGUCCAGAAGUACCGCAAGAUCCUACCAUGGUGCCCCAUCGAGGGAUGGUACCCCGGCGACAACACGUACGUGACCGAGGGUCCCAAGGGGAUUAAGAUGUCUCUGAUCAUCUGUGACGACGGCAACUACCCGGAGAUCUGGAGGGACUGCGCUAUGAAGGGGGCCGAGCUCAUCGUCCGCUGCCAGGGGUACAUGUAUCCAGCCAAGGACCAGCAGGUCAUGGUGGCCAAGUGCAUGGCCUGGAUGAACAACGUGUACGUGGCCGUGGCGAAUGCGUCCGGUCAUGACGGAGUCUACUGCUACUUCGGCCACUCCUGCAUCAUCGGCAACGAUGGGAGGACCAUGGGGGAGUGCGGCGAGGAGCAUGACGGGGUGCAGUAUGCCCAGCUGUCUAUCAGCGGGAUACGCGAUUCCCGCAAGACCGAUCAGUCGCAGAACCACCUCUUCAAGCUCCUCCACCGCGGAUACACUGGGAUGUACGCGUCCGGCGAUGGGGACAAGGGAGUGGCCGAGUGUCCCUUCAGCUUCUACAAGACUUGGGUCAACAACCCCCUCCUGGCCCGUGAGCAGGUAGAGAAGCUCACUAGAAGCACCAUCGGCGUCGCCUGCUGCCCCGUCGCUGGUGUGCCUGAGCCCUCCUCUGCCAACGAGAUGGUGAUGGACGGCCACCAUGACCUCACCUGA